Molecule: messenger RNA, 1998 nt
Organism: Gracilinanus agilis (Agile Gracile Mouse Opossum)
Lineage: Eukaryota; Metazoa; Chordata; Mammalia; Didelphimorphia; Didelphidae
Gene: LINGO1
Product: leucine rich repeat and Ig domain containing 1
Exons: 2
Coding region: 38-1897 (619 amino acids)
Cellular component (GO): extracellular matrix
Molecular function (GO): protein binding
Source: RefSeq, a predicted model, not a curated record
UGGUGACCGAGGCGGGCGGACGGACGGCGAGCAAGAGAUGCAGGUGAGAGAGAGGAUGAUCGCCGGGGACGCUAGCAUGCACACCCCCAUCCUGGCCUGCUGGCAGCCGAUCCUCCUGCUGGUGCUGGGCUCUGUCUUGUCGGGCUCGGCCACGGGCUGCCCGCCCCGCUGUGAGUGCUUGCCCCAGGAGCGCUCGGUCCUCUGCCACCGUAAGCGGUUCAUCGCCGUGCCCGAGGGCAUCCCCACGGAGACCCGGCUCCUGGACCUGGGUAAGAACCGCAUUAAGACCCUCAACCAGGACGAAUUCGCCAGCUACCCCCACUUGGAAGAGCUGGAACUCAAUGAGAACAUCGUCAGCGCCGUGGAGCCCGGCGCCUUCAACAACCUCUUCAAUCUCAGGACUCUGGGGCUCCGCAGCAACCGCCUCAAGCUGAUCCCCUUGGGCGUCUUCACAGGCCUUAGCAACCUGACCAAGCUGGACAUCAGCGAGAACAAGAUCGUCAUUCUCUUGGACUACAUGUUCCAGGACCUGUACAACCUCAAGUCCCUGGAGGUCGGGGACAACGACCUCGUCUACAUCUCCCACCGAGCCUUCAGCGGCCUCAACAGCCUGGAGCAGCUCACGCUGGAGAAGUGCAACCUGACCUCCAUCCCCACGGAGGCGCUCUCCCACCUCCACGGCCUCAUCGUGCUGCGGCUGCGCCAUCUCAACAUCAACGCCAUCCGCGACUACUCCUUCAAGAGGCUGUACCGGCUCAAGGUCCUGGAGAUCUCUCACUGGCCGUACCUGGACACCAUGACCUCCAACUGCCUCUACGGCCUCAACCUGACCUCGCUGUCCAUCACGCACUGCAACCUGACCGCCAUCCCCUACGUGUCGGUGCGCCACCUCGUCUACCUGCGCUUCCUCAACCUGUCCUACAACCCCAUCCUCACCAUCGAGGGCUCCAUGCUGCACGACCUGCUCCGGCUGCAGGAGAUCCAGCUCGUGGGCGGCCAGCUCAUGAUGGUGGAGCCCUACGCCUUCCGGGGCCUCAAUUACCUGCGGAUCCUGAACGUGUCCGGCAACCAGCUGACCACGCUGGAAGAAUCCGCCUUCCACUCGGUGGGCAACCUGGAGACGCUCAUCCUGGACAACAACCCGCUGGCUUGUGACUGCCGCCUGCUCUGGGUCUUCCGGCGCCGCUGGCGGCUCAACUUCAACAAGCAGCAGCCCACGUGCGCCACGCCCGAGUUCGUCCAGGGCAAAGAGUUCAAGGACUUCCCCGACGUCCUCUUGCCCAAUUACUUCACCUGCCGCCGCGCUCGGAUCCGGGACCGCAAACCCCAGCAAGUCUUCGUGGACGAGGGCCACACGGUGCAGUUCGUCUGCCGGGCCGACGGCGACCCGCCGCCGGCGAUCCUUUGGCUCUCGCCCCGGAAGCACCUCAUCUCUUCCAAGAGCAACGGGCGCCUGACAGUCUUCCCGGACGGUACCCUGGAGGUGCGCUACGCCCAGAUCCAGGACAACGGCACCUACCUGUGCAUCGCUGCUAAUGCUGGUGGCAACGACUCCAUGCUAGCUCACCUGCAUGUGCGGAGCUACUCCCCCGACUGGCCCCACCAGCCCAACAAGACCUUCGCCUUCAUCUCCAACUUGCCCAAUGAGAGCGACGCCAACAGCACGCGCGCCACCGUGCCUUUCCCUUUCGACAUCAAGACUCUCAUCAUCGCCACCACCAUGGGCUUCAUCUCCUUCCUCGGCGUGGUCCUCUUCUGCCUUGUCCUCCUGUUUCUCUGGAGCCGAGGGAAAGGCAACACAAAGCACAACAUUGAGAUCGAAUAUGUCCCCCGCAAGUCAGACGCUGGCAUCAGCUCUGCCGAUGCCCCUCGCAAGUUUAAUAUGAAAAUGAUCUGAGACAGGGCAGGGGGCAAGGGUGCCCCGGGGUGGGGGAAGCGACCACCCCCGGGCCCAAAGGACGUGAAACGUUGAGACUCAACAGGCGAUCUCUCUCUCUC